CUACAGCACUUAGUAGGGAAUAAAUGUCUAGUAUCUUGCAGUAUAAUGCUGUGAUCUAGGAGUCACAAGCAAAAAAUAAUGGAGAGAGUUCCUAAAGAAUUUUUUUAAAUAUAUAAAUUAAAAGCAUGUGAUAGUUUGGGGGCUUUAGAAAAAAAUCUAAUUAGUUGACACAAUAUUACACAAACCAAUGUCCACCGUUCGUAGUGAUUAAAGGAAACAAAGACCUCCCACCACAUACCAAAGGCACCAGUGUCUGAACAUAGGUGGGAGCAGGAGAAAGAAGAAAAAACACUAUUUACAGAACUGUUCUCCACACUCGGGAAUUAUCCUCUACAGUAUUGUGCAGAAGAAGAAAGGAGAUUCCAACAUCCAGUGGUUCUAUCCACAUAUUAGUAACAGGUACUAUAUCAUUCCAGGAUAACCCUGAACAUUGAUUAGGCAAAUCUGAGAAGAUAAUGUUCCGCUUGUUGUUGCUCAUGAGUCACAUGGGGAUAUUGGCUGCCCUGCUCAAUAGCACGGAUCAAACGGUCACUGUCUCCAAAAAUCUAACUGAACCAGAAAACGUGACUGAAACUCUCUGCAGGAAACAAUGCAAUGAUAAGUGUCUACUGCGCAGCCACAACCUGGAAGUGUUUCCAGCAUGCUUGCCUAGGACUGUAACAGAGUUGGAUUUGGGCUUUAACAACAUAACAGUAAUUAGGGUUGGAGAUGUGCAUGACCUCUCUCAGCUGCGUGUGUUAUCUCUAUCACACAACCAAAUCUCAGAGUUUAACUGGGGGAGUCAUGUACUGCCUCAUUUGGAGUCAUUGGACCUUAGUCAUAAUCAACUAUCAGUCAUUCCAAAAUGCAUCAUGUUGAAGAACGUGAAGUGGCUGUCCCUGGCAGGAAAUCCAAUAUCACACAUCCAAGCAUCGGCCUUCUCUUGCUUUCCAAGCCUGAUAUCUCUUGAUUUAUCUUCUACGCUCAUUGGGAGCAAUUCAUCUAAAGACAUUGAGGAGUCAGCAUUUGCCCUCAACAUCACAGAAGGCAAGGUGGAUCCACUGAAGUCGCUGAAAUCACUUGAUCUAAGUGGCACCUACCUUACAAGAGUUACUGAAGCGUGGGGCAAAGAUUUACCAAAUCUGAAGGAGCUUCACAUCCGGAAUAUGGUCAACAUGGAACGUCUGGAGGAUGAGCUGCUGACAUGGUUCCCACAGCUGGAACUACUAAACUGCAAUGGCUCCAGUGCACUCAGCUAUGUCAGAACGGAGAUAUUUAACAAUGCAUCACGUCUGAAGUAUCUUUAUUUUACAAAUUGCAAACUGACAACGUUUUCCUCUUGGAACAUCACGUCAGACAGUGUGAUUAUUGACCUCCAUGGCAAUCCGCUAAUCUGCACUUGUGACCUGGAAUGGCUGUUCUUAAACCAUGCGAUCAUCUUCCAGACCAGUGCAAAUGAAUUACUCUGCAAAAACCUUAAAGGAGAUUUACCAAACUAUACAGGAAGACAGCUACAGGAACAGUGCUUAUUGAACAAACCAAAGAAAACAGGUAAUGAAGUCCAAGAUCGCACAACCUCCAAUUCCACAAUAGGUCCUAAUGUUACUGCAGGAACAAUGAAAGAGGCUAUGGAGUCUACACCAACAACAAAUAAAGGACCCAAAAGUUUUCACCUAGAAAGUGUUACAGUUUUUAAGACCACAUCCACUGACUCAAACGCAACAACUUCAUCCCCUAAAAUAGGGACUGGCGUUGUAACUCAGGAAACUAGUCCAGUAAGUCAAGGUGACGUCUCCUCUGAAGUUAUUAAAUUUUCCAUUGAUAGUGUUGGUGGAUCAUCAUCUUUAAACAAGCAUGCUAAUAAAUCUACACCGAUUUCUACAGUGAUGUCUUCUACUAGCUUCCUAAGCCCAAUUAGUACCAUAAAAGCAGGAUCAGGUCACUCCAUCCCAGAGAAUGAAAGCUCCAAUGAGGACGAGGCUAAAAUUCCUCGAGAAUACCGGGAAGAGUAUGAUGAAGAAGAGACCCAAAUAAAACAGAAUGUAAGCAGCACCCAGCUGAAAGCUUGUGACUAUAACCCUUGUAGACACCUACAAGUUCCUUGCAUGGAGCUUCAACAGCUGGAACCAUGCUUAUGUCCUGGGCUCUCAGGAGAGGAUACUCUUCCAGACCCACCAUAUCUAGACGAAGUGUUGGAGAUAACAGACACAUCAGUGCAGAUACGUUGGUGUGCCCCAAAUUCCAUAGUGAAAAACUACCAGCUUGUAUAUCAGCCUGAAGGAGGCAGGAACGAGUCUGUUAAUAAUAUUUAUGUUACAAUGAGACAAUAUACUUUACAUCGCUUAGCACCGUAUACAACAUAUAAGGUGUGUGUAGUGGGCACUAACAAGAAAGGAAACAGUGUACUGUUAAACACGUCUUCAAGAAGUCCUUGCGCAGAAUUUAAAACCAAACCAAGUACCAUUCUUAUAAUUGCUAUUUUAAGUGCCUUAGGUGGGUUGUUUUUAGUGAUUAUUACUGUGCUUUCGGUGUACCUAUACAAGGCAUGUAAAAAUAACAUUGUUAAUCAAUACGAUACACAUCUUGUAUCCUAUAAGAACCCUGCUUUUGAAUAUCACUUGACCAUCCCAUCUUAUCAUUAAUUUUACUUUAUUUUUUAUUUUGUUGGUAACCACUCCCUCCUGGAUACACAUCACACCAUUUUGAACACGGAAGGUAGAUGUGUAACAGCUUCUAGCUAUCAUUUAUAUACUACAUUGUACAAAAUGGAAUCUGAUUGGUUGCUAUGAGUGAACCAUCUUCUUUAGAAGGUUUGAAACAUCUCCCCUUUGGUCUUGUGUGUUCCUGUGAGGAUCUUGCGACUACGUGAUCAUUUGGUGGCCCUGAAGAAUAUACUUUUCUUAUCAACAGCUCCAGACAAAUAAUAACAAUGUAAUUAAAACGAAUUAUACAGAAAAACAACUAAGAUCAGAUUCCCUACCUUGACAGAAGCUAAAAUAUUUGACAUUGAAAUUUGAUAAACGUGUCUGUGCUUUGUUACGCCAUUUGCGAAAGUAAAUAUGUAUUGUGUUUUUGUGUGAUUCUCUAAAACAGGAGACUGGACAUUAGAAUGUGUCAAUUUUUCACAUUUCGUUGUACAGUCUAUACCAGAGGUUCUCAAACUCGGUCCUCGGGGGCCCACACAGUGCAUGUUUUGCAGGUCUCCUCACAGAAUCGCAAGUGAAAUAAUUAGCUCCACCUGUGGACCUUUUAAAAUGUGUCAGUGAGUAAUUAAUACACCUGUGCACCUGCUGGGUUACCUGCAAAACAUGCACUGUGUGGGCUCCCGAGGACCGAGUCUGAGAACCUCUGGUCUAUACUGUAAGGUUGCUUUAUGGCAUUGCAUUUAGGGGCACAAUUGGCACUUUACCUUAGCUAACCAAUCAGCAAUUAACUUCCAUCUCUCUAGCAUAAGUCACACAAUAAUAGUAUGAUAGUACUGUACAUGAGUAUUUUUGUCACAUUAUUCAUCCAACACAAGCAGGAAACUUGAUGGUCUCUUUAUUACAACUAAUGGGUCCCUCAUACAUGCCGAAACUAGAGUAUCUGCAUGUUUUAAGUAUCAGACCAUUUAUUAGGGCACGCCUAAUAUUCAGCACACUGCCAUCUUCAGAUGGCGUUGGUCCCAAAGCCCAUCAGGUCACACAUGUGCACCAACACUGCCGGAGCAGACCCAGGAGUGUAAAGUUAUGCCACUACUAACUAGUGGUGUAAACUGAAGAUGUUAUAGAACAAGGAGACUGAAUUGCUCCAGUAAGUAAGUAAACAACACCGCAACUUGUUGCCAGUUGGAUACUUACUUAUCAGGGGCAGCACUGUAGUGUAUUACAAAUAUACUACAAGAAUAACAAGGAUAAUACUAAUAAUAAUUUCUUAGAUAUGAAUAUACAAUCUAGAAAAUACAAAUGCACAUUAAAUAAAUAUGGAUGCAUGAAAUCACAGAUACAAAUGUAUUUCAGGAUUAGGUUGUGGCAAAUACUUUUGUUAAUGGAUAUUUUGAUAAGAUUUUUAAGUAGUUGGCUCUAGACAUGCCCAUUCUCGUUGGGGUACAUUUACUAAGGUGGGAGUUUCUCAGAACUGGUAAUGUUGCUCACAGCAACCAAUCAGAAUCUACUUAACAUUUAUCUAGCUGUUUCUAGAAGAUAAUAGAUAGAAUCUGAUUGGUUGCUAUAGGCAACAUCACCAGUUCUAAAGAAAACAACCUUAGUAAAUUUACCCUAUGAUGCCAGACAUUUUCACCUACAGAUACCUAUAUAAAGUACACUAAGUAAGAAGGAGCAUCUCUGACCACAGCCCUAUCUAUGCUUGUAGUAUUAAACGAAUUAUUGAUACUGAAGAGAACUACAGUAUAUGAAAAUGAUCUGUACUGUGGGAUGUAUCAAACCUUCUGCAGAGGUCAGACUCUGACAAGCUGCCAUAGAAACUUUGUAGCUAUCAUUUUAUAGAAUGCACUUGUUAAUUAUUUAAUGGUCGCUAUGAGCAACUUCUCCAUUUGUCCUCUAGAAAAAAACAAACUAAUCCAAAACAAAUUCCCUGCAAUCUAUGAUUAAAUGUUAUUACAGUAUACAUGAAUGUUCAUUAAGGAGAACAAAAGUAGUAUGAAAAAUGGCACAAGACAGAACGCGGGCUACACAUUCAAGUCACUGAGUUACCCAUUAUUCACUGUGUAUUUAUUUUGAGGUUUCUUAAAUAAAUGAAUUUUGCAUAAUACUGCAAAUAUUAAA
Molecule: messenger RNA, 4742 nt
Organism: Pseudophryne corroboree (corroboree frog)
Lineage: Eukaryota; Metazoa; Chordata; Amphibia; Anura; Myobatrachidae
Gene: LRRN4
Product: leucine rich repeat neuronal 4
Exons: 5
Coding region: 456-2621 (721 amino acids)
Cellular component (GO): extracellular matrix
Molecular function (GO): protein binding
Source: RefSeq, a predicted model, not a curated record